GCUGUGGCUGUGGCGGCGGCAGUGGCGGCGGCGGCGCGCGCUGCGGACAAGAGAGAGUGUGGAGGCGCGGACGCGCGGCGGAGCUCGAGCUGCUGCAGCUGCUGCCCGCCGCCAGAGUAACCUCGAUCCCGGAGCUCCGGAUACCGGUGCCUCGCCAUGGCUGACCAGCUGACCGAAGAGCAGAUCGCAGAGUUCAAGGAAGCCUUCUCCCUCUUUGACAAAGACGGAGAUGGCACCAUCACUACCAAGGAGUUGGGGACUGUGAUGAGAUCGCUGGGGCAGAACCCCACUGAGGCUGAGCUACAGGACAUGAUCAACGAGGUGGACGCUGACGGCAAUGGGACCAUUGACUUCCCAGAGUUCCUGACCAUGAUGGCCAGGAAGAUGAAGGACACAGACAGCGAAGAGGAGAUACGAGAGGCCUUCCGUGUCUUUGACAAGGAUGGGAAUGGCUACAUCAGCGCCGCUGAGCUGCGUCAUGUCAUGACGAACCUGGGGGAGAAGCUAACGGAUGAGGAAGUGGAUGAGAUGAUCCGAGAGGCUGACAUCGACGGAGACGGCCAGGUCAACUAUGAAGAGUUUGUACAGAUGAUGACUGCGAAGUGAAGGCCCGGGCAGCUGGCCAUGCCCGGCUCCUCCUGAUCUCUUCUCGCGCUCUUCUCUCUUCAACACUCCCCCUGCGUACCCGGUUCUAGCAAACACCAAUUGAUUGACAGAGAAUCCGAUAAAGCAACAAAAAGAUUUGUCCCAAGCUGCAUGACUGCUCUUUCUCCCUCCUCCUGACUGUCCCUCCAUGUCCCUCAUUGCUUCCUUUGGCCUCCCCCCUUUCCCCUUCCCCCUUCCAUUCCCAUUUUCCAGGCCUGAUGCAUUCAUAAGGUGAACUCCGUUGCCCUGGGGAGCCUCUGCCCUCCUUAUCCAGCCCGGAUGGCUCUCCUCUGUUU
Molecule: messenger RNA, 941 nt
Organism: Acomys russatus (golden spiny mouse)
Lineage: Eukaryota; Metazoa; Chordata; Mammalia; Rodentia; Muridae
Gene: Calm3
Product: calmodulin 3
Exons: 6
Coding region: 157-606 (149 amino acids)
Molecular function (GO): calcium ion binding
Source: RefSeq, a predicted model, not a curated record